AUGCCCUUUCGAUCCUCUUCUCCAAUUCAUCGCCAAACCAGCUUCGAUCAAGACCUCGAAGAUGAGGAGGACGCUGAGCUAUUGCUACCAGCUCAAGAUGGAACUCGUUACAAGCGAAUCCAGAAAGUCAAGUACUCGGUGUCUUAUAUCCUGCUGGCCACUGCUGCUGCUUUCGUGCUUGCUGUGAUGAUUUGGAUUGGGCCAGCAUUACCGAACAAAGAUCCAACCGGACUUGGAGCUCAAUCGCAUGCUACCGUCAGCCUCAUCAAUGACGUUUCCUCAGCUGCCGAUAAUCUACCUGCCGUUAUCUCGGCGUCUUCUUCAGCCAACAACACUCACCGACCCGCGCUCUCAGUCAACAGACCUCCACCUGAGCAACAGCCUCUUCCACCUCAUCACUGGAACCCACUUCUCUUCGACCCUUCUCCUCUCACACACAUCUCCGUCAAGCCUUGCAUGUUUCCUCCUUGGGCUUUUCCCUCAUUCUGCGAACCGACCCAGUCGGCAAGGGACAAAGCGUUAUACGGCAAAUGGGUCCGUGUACCACGUGAUCUAAGUAAAGGAGUUGGACAUUACUACACGGAGAUUUAUUAUCGACGAAUGCAGACAGCCUACGUACCAGGUCAUGUCCAAGGUGUUCAGCCUAUCACCGGUCUGAGGGUGCUUGAAGAUUCUGAAGCACAAACUGAAGAGAUGAAGGCCGAACUUGAGCGUGAUGGUUGGGAACCAGCAGGCGAAAACAUGCGCACUGGUAUUUGGCCUGCCAAGAUCGAACCUGCCCAACUUUAUUUCACUCGAUCAACGACUUACAAUGGCACCGUACAACCUCGACCGAUCAUUGAGGUAGACGUAAUUUGGGGAAAUCCAGCGGAAGCAAAACCUUGGUGGGGCUUCGAGCGUCUCAGUAGCCCGGUCUUCAAGGCCGAUAACGCAAUGGACAAGAUACAAUGUGAUAUUAUUGUUCGAAGAGAGAACGUCAAAGCAUCGCCUCCACCGAACCUUUUCUUUAACUCAGAAGGGAAAUUCAAAAUACUUCAAAUCUCCGACCUUCAUCUCAGUGCUUCCGGAGGUACAUGCAAAAAUGCAGAACUACUACCCUCGUGUGAAAAAGACGGCGCAGAUGCAUCCACGGUGAAAUGGCUUACAAAUGUGAUGGAGAAACAGAAGCCUGACCUUGUCGUCUUAUCAGGUGACCAAUUGGACGGUGAUGGCAAGACGUUUGAUACUCUUUCGACCCUUGUCAAGGUAGGUCAUUUGAUGGCCGACAAGCAAGUUCCUUGGACUGUGGUGUUUGGAGAUCAUGAUUCCGAUAAAGCUCUUGCCAAGGAAGAACAGAUGUAUGUCUUGAAACGAAUGCCAUACUUUGUUGGUAAAGCGGGACCGGGUGUUCCAGGUAUCGGUGAUGAGGGUCUCCCAGAAGUCGAUGAAUUAUCGGACAUGGGUGUAGGAAAUUAUGUGUUGGGUGUCAAUGGUAGCCAGACAGAUCAAGUUCAGGCCUUGACACUUUACUUCCUCGACUCUCAUGAUCAUCGUCCAUUGUCAGUAUCUCAACUCUGGAGCAUGGCCAUGGGAGCUUCUACAGAGUUUGAUUGGUUAAAGGAAUCCCAAAUAGAUUGGUACCGAACCCAAUCCGAACAUCAACCAACCCUUGUACGACCUUACCGCCCAGCCGGAAGUCCGAGCCCUCACCUUACUAAGCUAGUCCGUCGUCAACAAAAACCUCGCAAGAUUCGAAAACCUCCAGCUAUCAUGUUUUUCCAUAUUCCACUUCCAGAGGCCUAUGAAAAGGCAGAUAAGAAUACCGCGACUGGUGGUGAACUUGUGUAUGGUAAUCAAAGGCAAGGACCUAUGUGCCCAAGUAAAGGUGUGGGAUUUUUUGAGCGAGGUGUUUUGAAUGUCACCGAUGGGGCGGGAGAAACUGAAGUCAAAGUUAUUGCAAAUGGCCAUGCUCACUUGACUGACACAUGUAGAAGACACGAUGGAGUUUGGAACUGUUUUGCAGGAUCGGCUGGAUAUGGUGCAGCCGGUGAUGCGACGUGGGAGCGACGAGUGAGACUUUUCGAAGUUGAGGAAUUCGGAGAAAUCAUUCGGACAUCUACAAUCCUAGAUGAACGAGCACUAGCAAAUCAACCAGAUGCUAAAUCACAAAUCAGUCAAUUGGUAUUAUAUGGUACAGGUAGUGCUCCUGGAACCGGAGCAGGAGAACAAAUAAAUGACAAAACUAAGAAAACUUCUUAAAUAUUACGCUGUAAUUUUGUCUUUUUCUACCCUUUGACCUUUGGAAAAUCAUUUUCUGUAGAUUACUGUUUUGAUUUAAUACAUCUGAUUGUUACCUCUCUAAUGCAUUAAAUCUCAUUGUCAUAUCAGAUCACCACAAAACCGCAACUUGUUCUCCUAAAUUUCAUCUUGUUUAUAAAUAUGUUUAUAAUUAUCUGCAUACACUACCUCCUCUCUUCUUUGGCAACCAAACAAGAUGUUGUCCUCUAGUUUCCAUUCACCUAUUUUUCUUUCAAGAGAAUCAUGCAAAUUCAAACUAAUUAUUC
Molecule: messenger RNA, 2543 nt
Organism: Melampsora larici-populina 98AG31
Lineage: Eukaryota; Fungi; Basidiomycota; Pucciniomycetes; Pucciniales; Melampsoraceae
Exons: 4
Coding region: 1-2238 (745 amino acids)
Cellular component (GO): cytoplasm
Molecular function (GO): phosphoprotein phosphatase activity
Source: RefSeq, a predicted model, not a curated record